GCGUUCGAUUUGAAAGCAAAAGGRUUGUAUCAACAAAUGACACUGAUAUUUUAUGGAUUUAAACGAAGAUUUUGAGGUUAGUACGCCAUGUUUGAUAGUACAGAGCUCACAGAAUGAAACCUCUCAAAGAAUGUGUCAAUCGGACAGCGAUCCUUUCUUUCUAAAACAGCUGAACAUUUCCCGAUCGCCGGAGUCAAGAUGGUCUUCAAGCAAAGUAAAUUCAUUGGAUGACAAAUCCUUGAAUACAGAUAAAUCAAAUCCCAGAAUUGUGGAAGAAAGUAUUGGAGCAACACAAUGUGGUGUCAUGAAGAGYGCUGGUGGUUCUGGAAAUGAAAAAAAUCAGAACAAGACAUCUGAACAAGGCCAAGGAAGCAAUAAUAACAACAGCAGCGACGUACAAAGGCAUGCCCAGACUUGCCCGGUACAAGGUCCUGGAGGGGGUGGGGGUGGUGCUGGUGGAGAUGRUAACGAAAAUAACUAUGAUAGCCAUCAUGAACCAAGCACCUGUGAUGAAGACACCUCACAUUCAGAACCAGCCACUAGUAGUCCAGACUCUCUUCCUGAUCUUAUCAAACCAAACGAGGCUAGAAGUACUUACCUUAGUGAUAACAGUCUGUCUACAAAUUCUUCUGGUCCAGCAGAGGAGACAAUAAGCCAGGCUUCCACAGCUAUUGUYGGCGAUGUUCCAAUAGUAGCUUCAUUAUCAAAAAAGUCAUCAUCUUCAUCAUCAAGUGGAGGCUACAGAUCUGACCUGACAAACAGCUCCUCUGCCUACCAAGGUUCUGUUAGCAGYACUGGGCUAAGCAGCUUGUCUAGUGACUCACAUGGAGUUUCUUCAGGAAGUUCUCAUUAUCCCCUUCCCCUUGUCAUGCGCACUCAAGCUGAACUGGAUUCUAGUACCUCGGCCAGUAAUGAAAGCAGAGAUGGUCCAACGCACCAGAAGUGUCAAGGGUUCACCCACUUAGAGUCUUUAGAAGAAAAUGUUGAUAAAGAGGAGCACAGUGCAAGUGAUUCAAGUAAAGAACAGAWUGAACAAGAAUGCUCUUCCCAGGAGGAUUUGUUUGGCUUUCACAAAGAAGAUUCGCAUUCCAUGUCAUCACAAGAAGUAUCAAGAAUAUGUACCCCCCAAGAUAGGUCUACCCCUGUGGAACAGAAACUGAGUCAAGAGAAGACCUCGGGUGGCGUUUCGUCCUUACAGAGACAAGUCUUAUCUAUACAAACCUCCACGCCUUUUGAAUCAAACCAAGAUAUGCAACMAACUCCUCCAAGUCAAAGCAUCCCUCCUAAUCAACCUUUUCAGUGUUUUCAUUUUUCUGGUGAAGUGGUGAAAGAGAGCAGUGAAUCUUCGUCUUCUGGAAUCGUGAAAUCAUCUCCUGAAGCGUUAACAGGCGUUCCGUUAGUUAUUCCUGCUUCUCCGACGUCACCCACAAAAUCCAAACAGUCCUCGAGUAAACGUUUGCAAGAUGGUUCGAGUAGUGGUAGUGGUCAGAGUUCUUCUUCACUAGAACAGAACACUACAAGUAAAAGUACCAACCGCAGCGAAAAAGACAGCAGCGAGUCUUCCGUGGACCAGCUCCCGCCAUCGCCCAGCUCGUUUCGCUAUCCCUGGARAAAAGUUAGCUUGCUCCCUUCACCCGAAGAACUAAUCAACCAACAGGACAAAAACCAAUGCAACAAAGAUAAUGACGAUGCAACAAUUAUAACGACAGAUAAUGACGAUGAAGAAUUCAUUGGGUUACCGCGUUGGCAUCAGGAAGUGAUCCAAGAAAAUAAGAAAGAGCAGCCAGUUUCUUCGAAGUCUUCCUCUUCGUCUAAUACGACUUCAUCGGCUUCUAGCAAUAGUUUAGGGAAAGAAAAAGAAAGCUGUUCUGUUCAACAAGAUGGACAACAUUCAUGGCAGUCGGACAUGCCGAGUAUUGCUGAAGCAAGCAAAAGUUCAAUUUUGAAGCAUGAUCGUUCGUCCGAGGUAAAACACGUUAAAUUUCUCAUGGAUAUCAGUGAGUCGGGACAYGAUUCAAAUGAAGAAAUCAAAAAGAGAUCCGAAAACACAGAGAAUAGAAGACCUGAGAGUAUUGACAUGAAUCCUUCAUUGUCUCCUUCAUUAAUAGAUGGGCAAAAGACUCUCGCUAAAGUUAGCACUCCGUGUGAUAAAGAAACGCCUCAAACUUCUGGCUUUCGCGGUCCUGGAUCGACCUGCACACAACCAGAAUUGUCAGAAGAUCUUUUCUGCCCGUUGCUGUUUUCCACUCAAGAAAGUACUCAAGAUAAAGACAAAAACUUUCAAAACGAAGCAAAUGCCUCAGGUGAAGGGGUCCAAAUAGAUGAAGCAGAGGAGCCAGAAUUGGGGUCUCAGUCGAUGGCUUUUGACCUUCAUUUUUCUCAAUCUCAAUCCGACAUGGAUUCCCCUCCCCUGAUUCCAGAGCCCUCCAGUCCCCCUGCCCCAAGCACGUCUUUUACAGCAGUACUUUCAAGGAAAGACGAUUCAAGUGGUUCAAAUCCAGAGCCUCCGAUCACGUCUUCUCCUGCCACACCUUUAUCGACAGCUUCUACUGAUGUAACAAGUAAUGUUGUCGUACCCUUAAGUUCGUUAUUGAAGAACCAAAAUUCGAAUAGCGGUUGUACCCAAAGCCAAUCAAUCCUCGGGCCUGUUGUCAAGGAUACCCAGGAUGACUAUCGUUCCUUGCAGCAACAUGACGUAAAUGAAGACCAUGCUUUAAAGGCUUCGGAAAGUCUUACGAUUCCUAAACCUUUGGAACUUGACGAGAUGGACGAUGCUCCUGAUAGAAGUAUAGUUCCAGCACUAUCAUCUGAAACAUCUAGUGAUUCUGUUACUGGACUUGGAUUCCAUUUCUCACUGCCUACGACUACCGAACCUCUACGCCCCGUCACGUGCACGACGCCACCUCCCAUGCGAUCACGACAGCCAGCUUUACCAACGACAGUCUGUGAGACGCCUGGAAUCUUUUYUCAAGAGUCUAAUGUUAUAUCAAGGACGAAACAACAAACUACUCCGUCGCUAACAUUCUCCAUGCCAAGACAAAGCGAAAGUGAGAGUGAAAUCAUUUUCCAGAUGCAUGGUCCACAGUCGUCAUCCAGUUCUUCGUCCACCACAGAUCCACUAGAAGCUUCUCGAACAAUGGAACUGUCUGUCUUUGCGCAAGUACGGGAUGUGACAAGCAGCUCGAGACGGCGAAAAAAUGACAAAGAUGAUGAAUACAACCCUUUUGAGUUCACGUCACAAGAUGACAUUUCUAAACAUCCACCAAUGAGUAGGCGCAAAUCUAGAAAACGAGGCCUCGAGCUCCCGAAAGAGCAGUCUGCGUCAGGAAAUUCAACAAAUUCGGACCCACAAGUCAAUAAGAUUAGAAGAAUURAUCCAAGUCGCGAGUCAAAUGUUGACGGAAUUCGAAUAUCAGAUAAAGACAAUAAAAAAAUUGAUUCCGGGCGAUCUUCAGCUGCAUCGGGAGACGAUUCGUCAGUCCAACGUUUCCACAGGGUUACCAAAACAAAAAUAAUAAAAACGAUCACAACAAAAAUUGUUAAACACAUCACGAUUAUCACAACCAAGGAAGGCCAAGAUAAUGAAAUUGUUGAUAACACUUCUUUUGUCGAAGAAGAACUCCCUAAAACUGAACAAGUGGAAGACUAUGAAACAGAGGAAGUGAAUUUCCUUCAACGAGAUGAUUCCAUCUCCGAAAUCUUGCGUCCACCACAAACAACACCACCUACACAGCCAAUGGAAGGUAACAGAAAAUCCCCUAGGGGCAAGAAACGGACCAAUCAAAAUAAAGAGGAAUUACACAGCGAAAAUUCAAAGAGACAAAAAUUAUCUUCAGAUCAAGGUAAAAAAACGAGUGACGACACUUCUGAGGCGGAUGGCAAGACAAAAGAAAAACCAUCAGAAUCACCGAAAAAGAACCCGUUGAAAGACGAUGGCAGUAAAUCUCCGCCAUUACUUCGACGAAAAUCGACUGAAAAAAUCGCAGAAGUAAAAGCGAGAAGCUCUAGAACCCCUGAAACAGCUUUAAAUUUGACACCGGGCACUCGAGUAUUUGCCCAUUGGUCCGACAAUUAUUUUUAUCCGGGGGUUCUAACGUCUGGUGCAAGUAAACUGGGGUUUUAUAAUGUAACUUUCGAUGACGGAGACAAACGCAAAGUGCGCGCUGAAAGGCUUAUUCUUAGGGAUUCUCUUCAUGUUGGCCAGCACGUCCUCGCUCAAGACAGCGAUGGAUAUUACGACCCAGGGGUCAUCGCGGGCCAUUAUAGGAGUGAGGGUGAAAAUGGCUACGAGAUCAAGGACAAGAGGGGGAAGAUCAAGAGAUACCCCACUAAAAAGGUUAUAAUAAACGAGGAGCAAGCUGCUGCUAUUUUCAACAGUAGUAGCAGCCUUUCAAGAACAAGUAGUUCAAGUGUUAGCGCUGAAGGGUCCAGAACUAAAAGCACAGAUUUGUCUACGAGUGCUAAAGAUACAAGCGGUAGCUCUAACGACUUAACGCAUCAUCGCGGUGUUUCUAUGACAAGUCUUUCCACUACCAAAACUACGAAACCCAACGAUGAAACGCCUAAAUCUUCAAGGAAGAAGUCCUUCAGGAAGAAUCGAAAGCAGCCAACAUCGUGUCGAGGUAACCAGACUGUACAGAGCAGCAGUGAAGCGAGCAGUGAUGAACCUAAUAAAAGAACCCGUGAGAAACGCGGAGCCAGAAGAGAACUAGCAAAGAUUUUACCAACAAGAACGUCACCUAGAAAACAAAAAGAAAAAGCAGAGGAUGAUCAUGACGAGGAAACAAGCGCACUGGGCCCUCUUCCUUCUGACGAUAGCCUGUUCGCUGGAUUCGCCUUUUUGAUCACGGGUUGCCAUAAUGUAAAAGAAAAAGCUCACAAAAAUGAUUCCCCUGACAGCGAGAGCGAGUUCGUGGAGUUCAGCCGAGAGCAUCUUGUCCGUCAGAUUGAAGCUGGUGGAGGCGUUGUUUUGAAGGACUUCGAGGAGACGCAGAUUUCUGGAGCAGACCAGUGCUUUCUUGUAUCAAGUUCCCACCAAAGAACAAAAAAGUUCUUCCAAUGUCUUKCUUACAACAUCCCCAUAGUCCACCAUAGCUGGAUUAACGAUAGCUCGAUACUCGACCGGCUUCAAGAUUAUAAGAAGUACUUGUUGCCGGCUGGUACCAGCCUGGAGACUGGUGAAGUGGUGGAAUGUCAGACACAGUCAAGGCCAAAGGUUCUCCAGGGGUUAAAGGUUUAUCUUCAUGGCGAUMAGAAAUUUAAACAUAUUUGGGCAAGCGUAGCUCUUGCUGCGGGAUCUGAAGUGGUUGGUAAGCUUCCGAAUCGACCAGUCCGGGCCGCUCAGCUAGACGAUUUCGAUAUCAUAUGUGACGUCAUCAUUUCUGGAACCAAUACAUUGCCUGCUAGUAUAAGACACACAGUAGAGAUGCUUGGGAUCCCUGUGGUGGGUCUUGAAUGGCUCUUCCAGUGUCUUAUAAAUGGUUUUCUGGUACCGUUUGAUGGACACCCAAAAUAUGAUUAUAGGAACAUACAAAAAGAUGAUAACGCCAAUCUUUGAAAGAAAACUUUAUGCGCAUAUAUAGGCCCCGCAAUCAAGAAAUAAGGCAAUACUGUACAAAUGUUGGUCUAAAGACCCUAAGUGCUCUCAAGUUCCUACUACAACACUCAAGAUUACCUAUAACAAUUACAGUAAAACUCUAUGAUCCCACACCCGAAUAAUACGGACACCUCGCUAUUACGGACAGCUACUAGUAUUACAGCGUGCCCGUGUCAAGCAGGUUUGUUAGUUAUAAGAGUAGUGGGAGCAUUGAUUUUUUAGGAGGGGAGGAAGGGGGCGGAGAAAUAGCUGUAAAGAUGCGCCCAAUUUGCUAGCCCCCCAGCUUAGCCUUGAACAUUUUAAAUGGCCCUUAAAUAAAAAUAAUAAGAAACUGAUAAUUACCAGAGAAAAAUAUUUGAUCGCCCUAUCCUUAAUCGCUCCUGUCCUCCCUCUCUUUCUAUGAAAUCAAUGUUCCCUUACUAUCACGGCCCACCUUAUGUGGUUUUUAUGCAUUUUUUUAGCGAUACUUUUAAUAGUUAAGAAAAGAAAACGGGUUUUAGUAUUUGACAGGCAUUGUGGUGACUAAGUUAUCCACCUUGAUUGUAUGCUAAGGCCCGGUUACCUUUAAAGUAAAGGCCUGGUUACCUUUCAAGUAAAGGCCCGGUUACCUUUCAAGUAUAGGCCCGGUUACCUUUCAAGUAAAGGC
Molecule: messenger RNA, 6242 nt
Organism: Actinia tenebrosa (Australian red waratah sea anemone)
Lineage: Eukaryota; Metazoa; Cnidaria; Anthozoa; Actiniaria; Actiniidae
Biological process (GO): DNA damage checkpoint signaling; positive regulation of transcription by RNA polymerase II
Cellular component (GO): nucleus
Molecular function (GO): histone binding
Source: RefSeq, a predicted model, not a curated record